AUGCGCUUCCCUCCCAACUCGUCGCCUCUUUUGUUGCUGGCCCUGCCCGCACUCGUCGGCGCCCUCAAGGACCCCUCAGCUGCUGCUUCUGUCGCCGCCAUCGAUGACGCUGCUGCUCUCGUCGCCAGUGACGAUGCCACGGCGCCCAAAGGUCGAACCGGCCUGCCCACCAAAGACGCCCCUGUCGACGGUCGCGAUGGCAAGCCUCACCAGGGCCCUUUUGUCGAGACAGACGGCACAACUAGCAAGGGAAGCACCGAUACCAAGUCAUCAGCUGCCACCGUAGAGAACAAGGGCAGUCCUGAAGACCUCAUCAUUGUCGAUGGCAAGAGAAUUCCCAAAUCCAAUGACGGCAUCAUGUUUGACAAGAACCGCGAAAAGGCCAAGGAGGGCACUACCGGCACCACAGGCGGUGUCUCUGAGAAAGACAAGGCUCGCAAGGCGCAAGAAGGCAAGACGGGAGAAAAGCUCGUCACCCAGCCAGAGUCUCCCAAGGAGAAGCUCCCUCUACCUCACAGCGAAGAAGAAAAGUUAAACGAGGGCAAGGAAAGGCCCAAGACCAAGCCACUAGAUAAGGAAGCCAUCAGAGAUGGUGACAACGGUGGCUAUGCCGGACUUGACAAACCCGACGACCUUGGCGAAAGAACGCGCGAACAACCUCCCGUUCCACAAUCAGUCGACAAGGACCAUCUUGAAAUUCACAACCCUACCACGACUACUACAAAAUCACCGAAGACGGCUCUCGCCGACGGCGACGAGGGCAUCAUUCAACCCUUUCAUUCUUUUGUCCUCUCACUCACUAUGAUUCUCGUUUCCGAAGUUGGUGACAAGACGUUCCUCGUCGCCGCCUUGAUGGCCAUGAAGCACGACAGAUUGGUCGUCUUCUCUGCCGCCUUUGGCGCCUUGCUCGUCAUGACGUUUCUUUCCGCCAUUCUCGGCCACGCCGUACCUACUCUCAUUCCCAAGCGACUUACCAGUCUCCUCGCCGCCGGCCUCUUCUUUGUCUUUGGUGCUAAGCUUUUGCGCGAGGGCAUGCAGAUGGAUCCACACGAAGGUGUCGGCGCCGAAAUGCACGAAGUUGAGCAGGAACUUGCAGCCAAGGAAAAGGAGUUUGGCCGUGAUGGCAACGACGCCCUUUCCGCUGAUGCUCUCGAGAUGGGUCUCAACGGCCGUGGCUCACGAUCCAAGACCCGCCUCGGCUCUCCUCCUCGCUCUCCGUCCCAAUCACCCUCCCGCGACCCUUCACGAAAAUCGGGUUCGGUGAACGGCUUUCUGUACGGUGCCAGCAACCUCUGUGGCUUGCUCAUUAGCCCUGUCUGGGUGCAGACCUUUGUCAUGACAUUUCUCGGCGAAUGGGGCGACCGCAGCCAGAUUGCCACGAUUGCCAUGGCCGCCGGCCAAGACUAUUGGUGGGUGACUUUGGGUGCUACAUUUGGCCACGCCAUCUGCACCGGUGUCGCUGUUAUCGGAGGGCGGGCCAUUGCUGGCCGUGUCAGCAUGAAGGUCGUGACUGUUGGUGGCGCUGUCGCUUUCCUUGCCUUUGGUCUCAUCUACUUUGUCGAAUCAUUUUACGCAUAA
Messenger RNA from Beauveria bassiana ARSEF 2860, 1578 nucleotides. RefSeq names its product transmembrane protein PFT27. Gene Ontology annotation, biological process: Golgi calcium ion transport; Golgi calcium ion homeostasis; manganese ion transmembrane transport. The record is from RefSeq and is a predicted model, not a curated record. Gene Ontology annotation, cellular component: Golgi apparatus; fungal-type vacuole membrane. Gene Ontology annotation, molecular function: calcium ion transmembrane transporter activity; manganese ion transmembrane transporter activity. The coding region runs from base 1 to 1578 and encodes 525 amino acids. The transcript is spliced from 2 exons. NCBI's taxonomy places the organism in Eukaryota, Fungi, Ascomycota, Sordariomycetes, Hypocreales, Cordycipitaceae.